Messenger RNA from Apiotrichum porosum, 1527 nucleotides. RefSeq lists its product as uncharacterized. Gene Ontology annotation, cellular component: membrane. Gene Ontology annotation, biological process: carbohydrate transport; transmembrane transport. NCBI's taxonomy places the organism in Eukaryota, Fungi, Basidiomycota, Tremellomycetes, Trichosporonales, Trichosporonaceae. The transcript is spliced from 12 exons. The record is from RefSeq and is a predicted model, not a curated record. Bases 1 to 1527 code for a protein of 508 amino acids. Gene Ontology annotation, molecular function: carbohydrate:proton symporter activity.
AUGAUCGGGACGUCCUACGGCAACCUUCACAAUGCCACCAACCCGAAGUGGUGGAAAGACCCUGGUCUCACAAAAAUGAUCAUUGUCGUUUGCGUGCUGUACAUGAAUGCCUACACUUGGGGAUAUGACGGAACCCUCCUCAACGCCAUGCAGGCUCACCCCAAGUGGCUCGAGUUCUUCCACUCGCCCUCGGACGGCACGCUCGGUCUCAUCAGCGCCAUCUUUUACUUUCCCAUUCUCGUGACGUCGUUCCUUGCCAGCUGGAUGGGCGACCGCUUCGGAAGGCGCAUCACCCUCCUCGUUGCGUGCACAGUUUCUAUUGCGGGUGCCCUGUGCAACACGUUUGCAAAGGGCCAGGCCGAGCUGCUUGCCGGUCGUGCGAUCAUGGGUGCCGCGCUCGGCAUGCAGAGCACCAUUGGUCCUCCCCUCAUGCAGGAGAUCUGCCACCCGCGUCUUAGGGCCCGUGCCAGUGCCAUGUGGUUUAUCGUGUACCAGUUCGCCACCGUCGUCGCCGCGUGGGUGUGCUUUGGCACGCUCAACUGGAACUCUAUGUGGGCGUGGCGUCUCCCGACCCUCCUCCAGAUCACGGGCACGUUUAUCAUUGUGGUGUUUACGCUGUGCGGCCAGAUGCCCGAGUCGCCGCGCUACCUGAUCGCCAAGGGCGAGGACGCCAAGGCCGUCCAGACGCUGGCAUACUACCACAGCAACGGCGACGAAAACGACGAGCUGGUCCAGUUUGAAAUGGCCGAGAUUAAAAAGGCGCUCGAGGUCGACAAGCAGUCGAGCUACGCCGACCUCGUGCGCACGCCGGGAAACAGGCGCCGUAUGAUUGCUCUGCUGUUCAUUGGUGUCUCGGGCCAGAUGUGCGGUAACGCCCUCGUGUCGUACUACCUUGCGCCCAUCCUCAAGCUCGUCGGCAUCACUGCUGCCAAGCAGGUCCAGGGAAUCAACGGAGGCCUUGCCAUCUUCUCCACGCUCAACUCUGCCUUCAGCGCACAGCUCGUCGAGCGCUUCGGCCGCCGCCCCCUGUGGCUGUUCUGCACGUCUGGCACGCUCGUCUGCUUCAUCAUCAUCACGGCUCUGUCGGGCUCGUACGCCAACAACCCGCACAAGGAGGUGGGCAUUGCGCUCAUCCCGUUCCUGUACCUCUUCUUCAUGUGCUACAACGCCGGCUGGAUCGUCAACGGCGCGCUGUACACGACCGAGAUCCUUCCCUACUCGAUCCGCAGCAAGGCGCUUGCCGUGUACGUCUUCUUCCAGACCGCGGCCAUUUGCUUCAACCAGUACGUCAACCCGAUCGGUCUCUCGGCCAUCGGGUGGAAGUACUACCUCGUCUUCAUCGUGACGGACGUGUGCUGGGUCGUCGGCGCAUACUUCCUCCUCCCCGAGACCAAGGGGUACACGCUCGAAGAGGUCAACGUCCUGUUCGACUCCAAGGACGCCGCCGAGGACGUGGCCAACGAGACGGCCGUGGUUGCCGCUGCUGCGGCUGGAUACAAGCACGACGAGGAUGUGCACAAGGAGUGA